Molecule: messenger RNA, 3257 nt
Organism: Phragmites australis (common reed)
Lineage: Eukaryota; Viridiplantae; Streptophyta; Magnoliopsida; Poales; Poaceae
Product: zinc finger protein VAR3, chloroplastic-like
Exons: 5
Coding region: 103-2913 (936 amino acids)
Cellular component (GO): cytoplasm
Molecular function (GO): mRNA binding
Source: RefSeq, a predicted model, not a curated record
GUCCGCCACACCAUGCGGUUCGGCUAAACCCGGCCGUCCGCUACCCAUCCCGAAGGCGCAAAACCCUCUCGUCUCGAGCGUCAGCUCUCCUCCCCCGGCGCCAUGGGCGGCGCCUCCAAGCUGCUCUCCUCCCUCCUCCUCACCUCAUCCCCGCUCCGACUCCGCCCCUCCGCUGCGGCCGCCGCGCUCUUCCUCUCCCCGCCUGCCGCGACUUCCCGCCGCCUGCUCCUGCUCUCCUCUCCCUCCCCCUUCCGCACCCUCUCCACCUCCUCAUCCGCCGCCUCCCUCCCGCACGGCUCCAUCACCGGCUCCCCGGCGCCACCGCCCCGAGAUCCUUUCCCCGAGUGGUCCCGCUUCGUCGACCGCCUCGCCGCCGCGGGGUACGCCUCCCGCGCACCCUGCCCCGCCGACGAGCUCGCGCUAGCCUCCGGAUGCGGUCUGUCGGACGGGGCGGAGGCCGCUGUCUUAUCCUGCCUCGCCUUCGCGCGCGACAGGCCCGACCUACUCAGGUCGCUUCCGAGGAAGGAUGUGGAGGUCUUGGUGGCAAACGCGGUGCCAGCUCUGUUCAAGGACGGGGACUUAUCAGUGCAGCGGCUGCGGCGGUACCUUGCUGGGGAAGAAAGCGAUGAUAUUGUUUCAGAGAGAGCUGAAACCGUUGAUAUUGUUCAAUAUAUGUUAAGUUACACAUACAGUUCUUCAGAUAGCUAUUCAGAAGAUAAGGAACUUACUGAUUCAGCUGUGAGAAAUAUCUUGGCUGAGUUAGUUAGUUUUAGUGGCCUUUCCCAAUCUUCCAGUUUUGUGGAAUCAACACUCAGGCAAACUUCCUCAAGUCAGCAUGAGCGGUUUUCGAGGCCUCCAGGAAAAAAUAUUGAAAUGAAGCGAGGGGACUGGAUUUGCACAAGAUGUAGCUUCAUGAACUUCGCAAGAAAUGUAAGGUGCCUUGAGUGCAAUGAGCAUCGGCCAAAGAAGAUGUUAACUGGUGGAGAAUGGGAGUGCCCUCAGUGUGAAUUUUAUAAUUAUGGAAGGAACAUGGAAUGCUUACGGUGUACCUGCAAAAGACCAGCAACAAUCCCACCAAAUCCUGCAUCUGCUGGUGCUGGUUUAUGUGGUGUGCCACGACUUCUUAAUGUAACCGAUGUUGGCAAAUCUGAAAUUGAGAGAAAACUUGCCGAAAAUGAUGAGAAGGCAGAAAGAUGGUUGAGCAAAGUAUCUCAACUCGACGAUUCUGCUGAUUUAAGUAGUCUAGCAGAAGAUGAGGACUUCCCUGAGAUUAUGCCUAUGCGCAAGGGGGUGAAUAAAUUUGUGGUUAGCACGCGCAAAACACCACUGGAGAGAAGAUUGGCAAAUGCACAGUACAACAUUAAUAAUAGCCCUGGAACUGCAUCAUCUGACUCAAAGAUCAGCCAAACUUUGGACAGGAUACUUGGGCGUUCGACAUCUACUGCUGCCCCAAACAAUCAAUCUGGUACUGAAGGUGCAAAUACUGAGGCUCCAAAGAAAUUAGUGGACCGUCUUGGUGGCAUCAACCCUGUUCCAUUUGUGCCACUGUCUGCAGAUCUAUUUGCUAGGCCACAAAGUAGUAAUGGACAGACAAACGAGGAUGGCCAAAUACAAACAGAAGCUAAUAGCACAGUGCCCCCACCCGAGAGACGAGAUGGCAAGGAAUUAUUAGAUACUGCAGAUAAAUGGUCCAACAAAGUAGCUAAACCUGACAAUGUUAAGGACCUCCCAGGUGCGAUUUCUGAUGAAAACUUUCCUGAGAUUAUGCCAAUGAGGAAAGGUGAAAACCAAUUUGUUAUUAGUAAGAAGAAAGACCGCUCACUGACAUCACCGCAAUACAAAAGGCGCAGUGUGCUCGAGCAGGUAGAUGAUUCCAAUUUUGUCCCAUUUGUUCCAUUUCCUCCUGGUUACUUCACCAAGAAAGAUAAGCCAAUGGAGAGUACUCCAGAUGCUGUAAUAAUGUCAGAAGGGUCUCCAGGAGCUGAAAAGCAUCCGGAAACAAAUGCUUCAUUGGGAAAUAGUGCAGUCACCUCAACCUCACAGGUUGUGGGUAGUCAGCCAAAAGGCAACAUGAAUAAUGAGAACUGGAACAGAAGUUACUCUAAGCAAAACUCCAGUGCAGGUGGUUAUACUUAUGAUGAUAGGAAUGACUAUCAGCAUCAACCACAAUCUCAUGAGUUGCGCUCUCGGUCUAGCGGUGCUUCAAAUACUGGCACUUGGAACACAGACUACUCUCAAGGGACCUUUAAUGAGAGCACAGGUGAAUCUACUUACAAUGUAACUAACUGUUCUGCACAACCACCUUAUACAUCGGGUUAUAGCAACAGCAACAAUUCUUGGAGCAGUGGCAACAAGAACAGCAAUAAUGCUUGGAGCGUCAAUAGUAAUUAUAACAACAAUACCGACAAUAACAGCAGUACUUGGAAGGGCAAUAGCAGCUAUGACGGCAAUACUUGGAGCAGCAAUAGCAGCUAUAACAACAAUGCCUGGAGCAGCAACAGUAACAAUAACCAGAGUGGUACAUUUGUUGAUAAUAGCAGUGCUGCUAGCAGCAGCAGUUACGUUAAUUAUAACCAGACAGUUCACAACUCGAGUUAUGGAGGAAGCUCAAGUAGAGGUUAUACUGGAAAGAGCUUAGAAGGAUCUGCUGUGAAGGAUCCUGAUCCUCUGGACAUGUCUGAGGAAGCUAAGGCUGAGAGAUGGUUUAGGAGGGCAGCCCAGAUAAAAGACAUCUCUGAGCUUGCCAACAUUCCAGACGAGGACUUCCCUGAGAUAAUGCCGAUGAGGAAGGGGGUAAACAGAUUUGUCGUUAGCAAGAGGAAGACACCAUUGGAGAGGAGAUUAACAUCUCCGCAGUACAGAAGGAACCUGCCAAUUGUAAGUUCUGAGCCGGAGAAAAAAGAUGGUAGUUGAAACAGAGGCAUGACUGCGAGCAUAGCACAAUCAUCGCUGCUGUGCAACUGUGCGAUUUUACACAAGGGUACAUUCUUCACUACAGAUUGUGACAAUAAGCCAGCACCAGAAAAUUCACAUCGUCAGAAAUGACGCACCAUGGCAGUUUUUUGCAUGGUAAAAUUUUGUUCCAACGACCGGGGGUCUGCUGUAUUUCAUUGUUACGUGUACCAUACGCAUGUGCUGUAACCUAAAACCUUUCAAUACUGCAGGCGUAGUGCAUUACAUAAUCAGAGUUUGGGCUUGUCUGAGGUUUCGUAUGUACGUGUAUUUCUUUCAAAGAUAUUGUUCGUCAAAUUCAGAUA